AUGGCUUCAAAGAAAGUAGUUUAUUCAGUAUUAGGUUUGAGGAUUGUGACUCUCUUAUUCCUAGCCGCUUCUCUGGUGGUUCUGAUCACUGAUGAUUUCAAGUUCAGCGAUGGCUCCAAAUUAUCCUUUACUGAUAUACAAGCUUACAGGUACGUAGUGGCCGUGAUGGGCAUUGGUUUUUUAUACACACUGAUUCAACUCCCUUUUGCAAUAUAUUUUGCUGCCACCGAGAAGAGGUGGAUUAAAACUGGCUGCCUACCGGACUUUGAUUUCUAUGGAGAUAAGGUGGUUAGCCUCCUUUUGGCAUCUGGAGUUGGAGUUGGAUUCGGAUAUGCCGUUGACUCCAAAACCUCAAUAAAGCAAACAUUUUCUGUCUUUGGGCAAACUGGUCGCUUCGAUCCUCGGAUCUUGGAUGAAUUCCGAUCCAAAAAUUUGAAGUUUCUAAAUAGGGCUCUAAUUGCCAUUGGCAUUCUUCUUGGCGGGUUUGUAACAAUGACAGUUACCUCUGUCAUUACAUCAAUUAAGAGGUCAGAAAAGGGUGGAUUGUUCAGAUAA
Oldenlandia corymbosa var. corymbosa is the source of this 555-nucleotide messenger RNA. Lineage: Eukaryota; Viridiplantae; Streptophyta; Magnoliopsida; Gentianales; Rubiaceae. The record is from the annotation of a GenBank genome assembly.